AUGAGCCACUCUGAGAGGUGCCAAGUGGUGAUGAGCUGCUCUGAGCGGUGCCGAGUGCCUGCAGAGCAGUUCAGAGCAGCAGUGAGUGGUGAUGGGUCGUUGUGUGCGAUGAUUGGUGGUGCUGAGCGCCCGCCCGUGAGUGGUGACGAGCUGGUGCGAACAGGGACGAGCUUCUCAGAGAGGUGCCGAGUGGUGAUGAGCGGCUCCGAGCGGUGCGGAGUUCUGCAAGCGCGGUUCAGAACGGCAGUGAGAGGUGUUGGGCCUUUGUGUGCGGUCAUUGGUGGUGCUGAGGCGCCCGUGAGUGAUCCUCCCUCCCCAUCGUUCAACAUCCCUCCCCACCCGUCCCCACCCCUCCCUACCCCUCUGGAACGGCAGGCAGAGAGCACGGAUCUGAUAGCCUAUGGGCUCAUCCCUGAGUUUGUGGGGCGAUUCCCCGUGCUGGUGGGGCUGCAUGCGCUCACAGAGGAGCAACUCGUGCAGGUUCUCUUAAAGCCCAAGAACGCCCUCAGCAAGCAAUUCGCCAAGCUAUUGGCCAUGAACAACGCCCGCUUGCACAUGACGGAGGGGGCAGUGAGGGCCAUAGCGCGCAGAGCAGCAGCGCGAAACACGGGGGCCAGGGGGCUGCGAUCGCUGCUGGAGGGGCUGCUCACCGAGGCUAUGUACGAGGUCCCCAGCAAUCUGGUGGAAGCAGUGGUGCUGGACGAGGCAUCGGUGGGGCACGAGGGGGAGGAAGGGGAAGAGGGCAAGCCGGUCCCCAGCAGUCUAGUGAAGGCAGUUGUGUUGGACAAGGCAUCGGUGGGGCACGAGGGGGAGGAGGGGGGCGACGGGGUCCCCAGCUCUCUGGUGGAAGCAGUGGUGCUGGACGAGGCAUCGGUGGGGCACGAGGGGGAGGAGGGCGAGGACGGGGUACCGGGGUGUGGGGCCCACAUACUGCAAGGGGAGGGCUCGUGGGAGCGGUGGUUGCAGGAUAACGAGGGGGGAGGAGAGAAGGCGGGAGGGAAGGGAGAGGAGGGCCAAGGGGGAGGAAGCAAGGGAGGCUCAUCUGGGGGAGGUGGAAGUGAUGAGGAAUCGGAUGCAGCUCCUGCUCUUGCCACAGCCACUGCAGCUUGA
This is a messenger RNA of Closterium sp. NIES-65, 1110 nucleotides long. The record is from the annotation of a GenBank genome assembly. Lineage: Eukaryota; Viridiplantae; Streptophyta; Zygnematophyceae; Desmidiales; Closteriaceae.